UGGCUCACGUCCAACCAGCACCGGGCCUAUCAGACACUGUCAUUGGCAUGCGUCUUGCUUUGGUGCCAUCUCUUUCCACUCCUUGUACUCGACUCGGAAACUCUCACACAACUGUUUUUUUUUUUUUUCUGGUUGACGAAUAUUAUUAUUAUUAUUAGGUUUAUUUUGGCAAUUUCUUUCGCAGACUGUUGUCACUCAGGCAGAAUGUCUGGCUGCUGAGCCUCCAUCCUCCCAAUAGGGCCCAGCGCGCGAUGCUUUUGGGGAGAUCUUUCAUGUUGGGUGUCUUGGACGUAAUUUAGUUAAAAGAUAUCCAUUCCCCCCAAGGCUAUCCAUUGUCCAUAUCGCCAUGUCCGUCCUAACGGAGCUCUCUCAUUUUUCUUUUUUUACGUGCAUUCGUUUGUCACGAUCUCACUGAUACCCAACUUUCAGUUAUUUCUUCUAUAUUACAUAUACUUCGGCGGUUCUUGUCUUACAGCCGCUGGUCGUCGCUCCCAAUCUCCUCUUUCGUCCUUCGUUCCAACGGUGUGCGAGACCAGAGUUUUUUUUUCUCUUCUUUUUUCUCUUUUCCUUUCUCCUUCAUUUCAGUUUUGGUCGAUUAGUCGUCUUGCGACUUACAAAGUUAUGAGCGAGCUGCUAUGAGUGCCUUAGGCUUGGUGCUCUUUGAAGCAUACUCGUUGUGGCUUAAAUCGAUUUCAUCUUGUGCCUCCUGCGCUCCAUCGAUGAUCCCCUGUUUGGACCGUCAAAAAGCCGCUCGCCACGAGGUGGAGAAGGCCGAUUUCGUCAUCUACAGUGACCAACCUGGUUUCAUACCUCCUCCUUCACUUGGUCGGUUGGCUAGCACGACAGAGGCGGAGCCCCUGGUGGAGAGACCGGCCUCCGCUGCUAGGCGAGCCGGCCGUCGGGUCUUCUCAGUCCAAAAGAGAUUCUUGUCACGGGGUUCUUCAUCAGCACGCCGGCCACGUAUAUCUGCACCAACCAACUUUCAGCAUAUAUCUAGCGGCUCGCUGCAGUUCCCGCCCCCGAGCAGGCCGAGGCAACGGCCGCGAUCCUUUCGACCACUUGAGCUCAGUAUACACUCGGUAAACAACUACCUAUUAUCACCAAUGCUGCCUCACUUUGAACAAGAGGAUCGUGAACCGUGUAUCACUGCGCCGCAACCUGCACACAUAAGAGACAGCUUCGAUUCGGACACCUCAACAUUGACAUACCAGGAGAGCACUACUUCGUCUCUUUUCCACAUUCCUCGCCGGCCUCUGCCGCAGCGUCCCGUAUCCCCUGGAGACAGUAAUGGCAGUCCACCUAGGGUUCCAUCAAGGUCGCGUCUAAGAGCGACUCUGACAUCACCCGAACGCGUAGAGAUGAUGGUUGAGCGCAUCGCCAGCGCCAUGAUCGAGAAGGAGACUCUGCAGUCAGACAUAGACUCUGUCGUGCAGCGGCAAAGCAUAUAUGCAGGCAGAGCCUCCCUUAGUGCCCCCGGUGUCGAGAAAAUUGCGCCCAUGCCGUCUAUCCCUGCAACGCCUGCUGCAGCACCAUCAUUUGCGCAACGACUUAGUCUUGAUCGGCCACAUACAGCACCUCAGAAAGCUGUGGCAAUCGAGGUUUCCACUAUCACAGCACCUCCCGCUUUUGAUAUAUCACAGCUGUCAAUGACUCAGGCACGCUUUAUAUCACAAUCCACCCAUGAACUCCUCGGGAGGCCAAUAGGGCAUUCGUUGCCUCUUGUCUUCCGCCCGCCACUGAGGAAGAAGAAGUCUUUUACAAACAUUUCCACUUGGUUGUCCCCCAACGAUAGUGGCGAGCAGGAUCGCGAUCGGGGGUCCAGUUUCGAGUCGGCCACAAACGAACGAACUCUUACCAUGGAGAACAAUGACUAUUACACGUACGUUGCUGCUCCUCCAGCCAGGCGAGCUAGUAUCGUUACGGUUUCCAGCAUGUCAUCAUGGUCUGCUGAGGAGGAGCAGUCUUACGCAACGACACUCUCGCCACCUUCUACUAGUCCGGUCAGGUCGAGGCCAGGUGCAUCGACAACGCCUCGGACAAGUCGCAUGUUCACAUUUGGCCGGCUUUCAAUCAACGGGAGACAACAUUGGCCACAUAACGUGGGCGUCGCUUAUUGAUGCCAUUAUGGGCCAUUUAAACCUUUUAUUUUUAUUUUUUAUUUUUACUGCACAUUCAUUCUACCUAUGCACACUCACUGUUCUAUUUAUCACCGCAUUAGCCACGCGCAUGAUGUUUAUCGGAUUUUCUUGGUCGUAAUAUUUGCCACGAUCAACAUAGGAUUCAUCGUGGGGUAUUCAGACGCGCAUUCUAGUUCUAGUGGCCAGCCCACAUGGUUUUAUCACUACUUCUUUUCAUUUCUCGAAGCAGGGGUCUUCGCGGGGGAAAAAAAAUCAGGAUAGAAGGAUGAAAAUUGGCAUGGAUACAAUUUUCAUAUGUAUGAUUACCUACCCUACCUUACCUACCUUCAUAGAUACCCCCUAGACGGCUAGUCUGUCUCUUGUCACUGUUUUCCCAUGUGCCAAUGCCCAGGCAUAUUGGGCAGACGACAUUGACAUAGUACAUAUUAAUUUGUCACUGGUCUCGACUCCUUACCCCUUUAGAAUAAACCAUGUAACCAUAAUUUGCAAACUCAUUUGGCACCAUCCACUCAUGUCUCAUAGCCCGGUGACAAUAAC
Messenger RNA from Pyricularia oryzae 70-15, 2675 nucleotides. RefSeq lists its product as uncharacterized. The transcript has 3 exons. NCBI's taxonomy places the organism in Eukaryota, Fungi, Ascomycota, Sordariomycetes, Magnaporthales, Pyriculariaceae. The record is from RefSeq and is a predicted model, not a curated record. The coding region runs from base 636 to 2117 and encodes 493 amino acids.